AUGCGCUUUAACGUCCUCGGUGAUCAAACGCUAGAACUAAACAUUAGCAGCCUUCAACCAGAUACCACUUACAACAUCCAAGUGGCUGCUUUAACCAGAAAAGGAGACGGCGAUCGGAGUACUCCGGUUGAAGUGAGAACGCCUGGAGGUGUCCCCAAUCGGCCUGCGCUCACCUUAAAAAUCAUCGAAAGAGACCCGGCAGUGACAAUCGAGCUGGAAUGGUCUAGGCCUUCGCAAACCUACGGCGAACUAAAAGGCUACCGCUUGCGGUACGGAGUCAAAGACCAACUACUGAAAGAUGUCCAUUUGAAAGGUUCAGGCACUAGCUACCGAAUCAACGACUUGGAACGAGGCGUAGAAUACGAAUUCCGAGUCGCAGGCCUAAACCACAUCGGCAUAGGCCAGGAAUCCAUCAAAUAUUUACGCACCCCUGAAGGACCUCCCACAGGACCCCCUACAAAUAUAACUUAUCGCUUCCAAACCCCCGACGUGGUAUGCGUAACUUGGGACCCACCAACCAGAAACCACCGUAACGGUCAAAUAGUAAAGUACGACAUUGAGUUUCACAAAAAAUCCGAUCACAACAACGUAAUUUUCCGUAAUGUAACCAAAACCAAAGCGGUGUUUACCAACUUAGAAGAAAACACCGAAUAUGUGUUUCAUGUUAGGGCCUACACCAAUCAAGGAACCGGACCUAACAGCGAAAAGCAAACAAUUCAAACCGAAAAAGAUAUAGGCAGAGCCCCGAUGGCAGUGAAAGCAGUAGCUACUUCAGAAUCUAGCGUGGAAGUUUGGUGGGAACCUGUUCCUUCCCGUAACAAAGUCAUUGGCUAUCAAAUAUUUUACACAAUGACUGCCGUCGAGGACUUGGACGAGUGGCAACAAAAAACCGUGGGCCUAACCAACUCGGCCGAUUUAGUCAAUUUAGAAAAGUACGCACAAUACGCCAUUGCUGUAGCAGUUAGAACAAAAAACGGCUUAGGAAGACUAUCAGAAAAAGACACAGUCAAAGUAAAACCCGAAGACGUGCCCCUUAACCUGCGAGCCCACGAAGUCACUACUCACUCGAUGACCUUAUCUUGGUCGCCCCCAAUCAGGCUAAAUCCUGUCAAAUACAAAAUAUCUUUUGAUGCCAUCAAAGAGUUUGUAGACUCGCAAGGCAUUACCCAAACCCAAAACAUACCGAGAGUCGAAAUAAUUUUAAACGAUGACGUCAAAUCGCAUACGAUAAACGAGUUGAGUCCUUUUACGACAUAUAAUGUUAACGUGAGCGCCAUACCUAGCGAUGACUCGUACCGUCCUCCAACCAAAAUCACUGUCACGACGCAAAUGGCAGCUCCACAGCCAAUGGUAAAGCCCGAUUUCUAUGGGGUAGUCAACGCGGAAAUUCACGUAAUCUUACCGCAAGCCUCCGAGGAAUACGGUCCUAUCAGUCACUACUAUUUAGUGGUCGUACCCGAAGACAAAUCGACCAUACAAAAGAAUCCCGAUCAAUUUUUGACUGACGAUCUUUUGGAUAAUAUCAAGAGGGUGUCCGACGAUUCGACCUUGCCUUAUAUAGCUGCCAAAUUUCCGCAAAGGAGUAUACCGUAUACGUUUCACUUGGGCACUGGUGAGGAAAAGGAGGGACUGACGAAUUUCAAGUUGAAGCAGGGCACGAGAUAUAGGAUUUUUGUUAGAGCGGUUGUAGACACUCCUCAAAAACACCUCUACACCAGCAGUCCAUUUUCCGAAUUCCUCUCCCUGGACAUGCGUCCUCCUCCUCCAGGAGAGCCUCCGAUCAGGCCCAACCCCAACGCACCCACCGACAACGACGUGAAAGUCAGCUCGCAAAGAAAAGAAGCCACCUACCUUUGGGUCAUCGGUCCGGUGAUAGCGGCAGUCCUUCUUGCUGGUGUUGGAAGAACUGGUGUAUUUAUAACGUUGAGUAUAGUUUUGGAAAGAAUGCAAUAUGAAGGGGUGGUAGAUGUGUUCCAAACUGCCAGGAUAUUGAGGACUCAGAGGCCUGCCAUGGUACAAACAGAGGAUCAGUACCAGUUUUGUUAUCGAGCAGCUCUCGAAUAUUUAGGAUCUUUUGAUCAUUACACAAACUAAGUUGUUAAUUUGAUUGUUAAGAGGAUGCUGGCUUUAUCAAUAAAUUAAUGUGUCUGUGUAUAAAAGCCAAAUACAUAAUUUAACUUUACUUUGCAGAUUUUAUAUUAAUUUGCUUUAUACUCGAGGUCAUUUUAAUAUCUAAAAUUUUUGAUUCUAAAGACCAAUCAAUGAGCCCAAAAGAUGUCUAAAGAUAGCGAUAUUUUGCACUGUAGGUACAGCAUUCUCUUAAUAUAAUUGUUAACAGAAGAUGACAAUAACUGCCCCCAUGCAUCGUCCAGCGAGCUCUUCUGUUUUCGACUUUGCCAUCAUUGCUAGGAGGCAAAUUUGAUGGGGAAAAUUAUUAAAAAAUGCAAUCCGUUGUAAAAUGUAAAUUUAAGCAAACCGAUAAAAUUAGCAAGAAAAACGUGUGAAUUAUGUGCCUAACAUAAGGGAGAGAAUAUAUGGAAAUUGUAUAGUAAACUGCCCCUGAUGUGCACAACAAUUAUUAGCGAAUCAGUAUUUUAAAUGUUCAAUUUUUUGUAUUUUUUGUCACUUUUGUCUGUUUUUUUUUUAACAACUUUUAUGUCUUGCCUUGAUUUAUCUCAUAAUUAAGUAUAACUAAAUGUCAACAACUCUUAAUGCUGACUUUUAUAUAUUUUUUUUGUACUUUGUUAUCCAUUAACUUGGAAUAUGAUGUUUUUUGUCUUAUUUUUUUUCGGGAAAAUCCUUUUAUUAUUAAAUUGUUAACAAAUUUAUAUAUUUUUCCAAAACAAAAUAAUAAUAAAAACUUUCUCCCUCUAAACGUAUAAGUAUACAUAUCCUCCUCUAACAUUUAAAUUUGUAUCCCUGCCCUGCAUUAUAUCAUAUAUUAACUUAGAUUUUUUUUUAUAAACCAAUUAUUUACAAUGAUAAUUAUUAAUAAUUAGUUAGCGUAAAUGAAAUAUUAGUGAUACUCAAGAACAAAAACUGGUUGUAUAUAUACCGGGUUUAUAUAUUUUGACAUCCACAAGAUGUUUAUUUAAUCCAAUGGGUGGGUGUCAAAAAUUAUUAAAUCUUGGACACUUAUUAUUUUUGUCAAAAAAAAAAAAAAGAAAAUACCGUUUUCGGUAUCUAGACUGAUUUUUAUUAAUUAUUACUUAAUUUUCUGUUUGUUUAAUUAAUGUAUAAAUCAAUUCACAAAACGUUGUAGCACAUGAUGAGUAAAAGAGAUCUUGAGAAAAAUAAAAAAUAGAUUUUAAUUA
This is a messenger RNA of Ceutorhynchus assimilis (cabbage seed weevil), 3314 nucleotides long. Lineage: Eukaryota; Metazoa; Arthropoda; Insecta; Coleoptera; Curculionidae. The record is from the annotation of a GenBank genome assembly.